Molecule: messenger RNA, 654 nt
Organism: Miscanthus lutarioriparius
Lineage: Eukaryota; Viridiplantae; Streptophyta; Magnoliopsida; Poales; Poaceae
Source: the annotation of a GenBank genome assembly
AUGUCCGUUGUGGCGGCCGUGGGGCCCGGCGCCGCGGCGGCGGCGUCCUACGGGCACGGGCAGCCGCUGUGCGGCGGCGGCGGUGGCGGCGGGGCGAGGAAGAGGAAGGACGUGGGCGUGGUCCAGGACCAGGAGGCGGAGGCGGCGGGGGUGCGGGGUAGCGACCGCGGCACGGCGGCGCCGCGGCGUGCCGCUGGGCUGUUUGUGCUGGAGACGGUGGAGGAGGACGCGGACGCGGAGAGGUCGUCCAUCGGCGCGCCGUCCGAGGACGAGGAGGAGGACGGGGAAGAGGUGGACAGCGGCGGGACCGGGACGUCGUCAGCGGCGGGGAGGAAGGGCGGCGCGCUCGCGUGCAUGGACAUGGACGCCCUCGACGACGCACUCCCCAUCAAGAGGGGCCUGUCCAACUUCUUCUCCGGCAAGUCGCGGUCGUUCGCGAACCUGCAGGACGCGGCGUCGGCGGUGACCAGCGCCCGGGACCUGGCCAAGCCGGAGAACCCGUUCAACAAGCGGCGGCGGGUGCUGCGGUGCUGCUCCAUCCGGAGGGUCGCGUCCUCCUCUCUCACCGCGCUGCCGCCCUUCUUCCUGCCGCCCACCACGGACGGCAGCACCGGGGACGACGACGACGACGGCGCCGGCCGCCGCAGUGACUAG